Molecule: messenger RNA, 913 nt
Organism: Crotalus tigris (Tiger rattlesnake)
Lineage: Eukaryota; Metazoa; Chordata; Lepidosauria; Squamata; Viperidae
Gene: KLF12
Product: Kruppel like factor 12
Exons: 3
Coding region: 20-853 (277 amino acids)
Source: RefSeq, a predicted model, not a curated record
UUUUUCUUUACAAACCAGAAUGUUCCAUUGCUUUCUUUCUCCUGGGCUCAUCUUUACUUUUCUUCUUCUUCUUCUCCUCUUCAAGGCUAUUAACACAUUGAAGAACAGAAUGUUAAUGCUUGAUGGGAUGCCUGCAGUCAGAGUCAAAACGGAGCUGCUGGAAUCAGAACAAGGGUCUCCCAACGUUCAUAACUACCCAGAUAUGGAAGCCGUGCCCCUCUUGCUGAACACCAUGAAGGCAGAUCCAGAAGAAGAUGCCUUGUGCACGGAUCAUUUCCAGACGCAGACGGAGCCGGUGGACUUGUCCAUCAACAAAGCACGAUCCUCCCCUCUUGCCACCUCAUCUUCACCAGUAUCCAUCACAGCCUCUGCGCUGUCCCCCUCUUCCACUUCAACGUCUUCUAGUCGGCCAGCUUCGUCCCCAACGGUGAUAACCUCGGUGGCAUCAGCAGCAUCGGCACCAUCAGUAUUAACUCCAGGUCCGCUUGUGGCAUCUGCCUCGGGUGUUGGAGGGCAGCAGUUUUUGCACAUAAUCCACCCAGUUCCACCUUCCAGCCCCAUGAACCUACAGACCAACAAAAUGAGUCACGUCCACCGCAUUCCUGUGGUGGUGCAGUCGGUACCGGUGGUCUACACUGCGGUGAGAUCACCAGGGAAUGUCAAUAACACUAUAGUAGUACCAGUACUAGAGGAUGGGAGAAGUCAUAUCAAAGCACAAAUGGACCCUCGUGGCCUGUCUCCCAGACAGAUUAAAAGUGACAGUGAUGAUGAUGACCUGCCCAAUGUGACUUUGGAUAGUGUGAAUGAGACUGGAUCCACAGCCCUCUCAAUAGCCAGAGCAGUUCAAGAGUAAGUAUGGAGUCUCCAGGCUGAUGUCAAGGUGGGAAGACCUCAUCAUGUGGCAUUUACUAGA